CGACAACGAAGACGAUCCAAUAGUUCAAACGACAUACUGGCGCACGUAAGCGUUAAAGCCGUGAGAUCUCCUAGGAGAGAUGCCUCAUAUAAUAAUAUACCACGUCCUCCCAGGCUAGCUUACGAUACUUCCUCACAAGCUUUCCCUACUAUAAUGCCAAGGACACCUCCUCCAUCUCGACAUGUGUUUAAUAGGUCUGACUAUGGUCCUCCACAAAGUCACUCGCAAUAUAGAAACGAGAUAAAUACUACAUAUAGAGGUGGUAGUUCUCCUUCGAGAGGAUCAAGAACUACUAGCUUUGGAAGUAAAACAAGUGGUAGUAGUCGUAUGAGUAUAGGUAGUCAGCAGGUACCUUCGUCUUUGUCAACUUUCUAUAACGAACGUAUAGAAAAGACGACAAGUUUUGAUGAUGAGGAUAGUGCGGGCGAGGAGACAAUGUCUUGUAAUUCACCAAUGUUCGAUGAUUAUGAUAAUGCUUUUGCUAUCGAUUCAAAUCUUGUGCAAGAAGUUUACUUAUUACGCAAGGAAAUUGAUGCAGUUAAAAAUAGUCUGGCAGGUUUACAAAAAAAUCGCGUGGAUACAUUGAACGAGAAAAAACAACUCGAACAACAAUAUCAGGAAGCCAAAAGUGAAGUUACAAGAACUUUAGAAACCAGUUUAAAUGAUUCAUUUUCGUGUAAUGAAUUAUUAAAUACAGAUGUCCAAAAACUUUCUUUAGAAUUAUCGGCCGGUAAUUCGGACACUGUUUCGGAGGAUAAUAAUAAUGAUUUAUCCCCAGAGUAUGAAAAUAUUAUGAAUGACUGUGUACAUUUGGCAAAAGAAUUAGAAUUAUCUCAAUCACAACUUGAAAAAAGUAAAUGUGAAUUUCGUGAUCUUUUAACCGUUAAAGAAAAAAUUGACAUUAGUUUUGAAGCUCAAGAACGUGAAUAUUGUGAACGAAUACGACAGUUUGAGGCAGUUAUAAGUGGUCAAUCUGUUAUGAUUGAUCAAAUGGAAACAUUGUUGAGAGAUGCUGAAGGAAAAAUAGAAUA
Racocetra persica is the source of this 1031-nucleotide messenger RNA. Lineage: Eukaryota; Fungi; Glomeromycota; Glomeromycetes; Diversisporales; Gigasporaceae. The record is from the annotation of a GenBank genome assembly.